CAGAAGACUUCUCAAACAAUUGAACAGAAGGUGCAAAAUGGCUACGUUGCUUCAUAAGUUAUUUCUUAUUUCAGGACUUCUGUCUUUGUUUCAUGCCGCAUAUUCAGCUGCUCAACAUCGUUCAUACCUAAGGAUUACGGAACAGAAAUUUGUUUCUCUACCAAUUGAUAUUCUGACACAAGGCAUAGUGAGUCUGUUUGUGGCCAUGUAUGGGAUCAUGUACAUUGCUGGAGACUUCAAGGAAAUAAGAGCAACAGUAGAUUUGGAAAAUAAAUCCUGGGAAACUGUAAGGAACAUCCCUUCUUUCUAUAUAUUCAACCACAGGGGCAAAGCGUUGUCGCCAAACUACAUUCCACCCACACAAAAAUCAUCUUUGGAGGAAAAUGAUUCAUAGCACUUGUUUGUUCCUGGUGGAAAUGUGAAUGUAAACUGUCUUAAUGGAUUGUUAUAUUAAGUUUGGAAAAGAGAUUUCUACAUAAAGUUGAUUCUUUUAUUAGGUAAUUGCUUAAAUUAAAAUUCCAAAUAAUCUGUUAACUGUCAUUUGUUGUGUAUAAUGUAUAAGGACAAAUUCCCAUAAGUAGUUUCUUGGAUGUAUUUAAUAUUAUGUUAAUAGAAAAUAUUUUGAAUGUAUUGAAUUGCUUCUCAAUAAUGUGUACAAUUAAAAGGACCAUGUCUCUUUCAACACAGCAAAAUGGUGAAAUACCACAAUGAAAAAUUUAAAUCCAGAAACACUUGGCUGAUGGUACCUUACAGUAGAGUUCUAAACGGAAUGUGCAGAGUUAAUGUAUAUUAAAUUAAGGUGAACAUCAUGCUCUGAUAUGCGCCUUUUUAGCUUUAACGUUUUUUUUUAUAACGGUCUUACCCACGUAGCCUAAGUAUACUGACACCCUGAUCAGUGUUUAGUAGUAAUGUUUCGCUCUACACAGUUACGAAAAUGUGAAUGUAUUUUUAUGGUUCGCUUUAAUGUUAAAUAAAGGUUGUGAACAUUAUAAACAUGCGGAGAUAUGUAAGAAUGUGAUAUAGAUCUACUCUUAAUGCUUCAUACACAAAUCAUUAUUUUAGGAAUUGUGCUUUGGUGCAAAGGUUCCCAACCAUUGGUUUGCAAAACAGCAGACUCCAAACUCUCUGGUUAUUUGACACAUCAUCUUAUGGGAAGGAUGAGAUGCUAGUGAACAAGUCUGCAGUACUGAUAUCGUUGUUUAUGAGGGACAGCAAACAUUUCAGGUCAUGUCUGAACUACCUGUGGGUUACAAGAAGUUUAAAAAAAUGCCAAGAAGAUGAGAAAAGCAUCAAAAUAAUCACCAUACAUAAUGUAUUUGAGUAAGUAAUUGCUGUACCAAGCAUUAACGUUUGAAAUGGUCUUAUAUUUGAGACACGUUUUAAAAGUUUCAUCAUAUGCUAUCAAGUAUAAAAUGACAGUUUAAUUCACCUUACAUUGGACAUACAGCUCUUCAUUACUGGACCACAUAUGCUCUUUGUUAUGCAAGUUCUUAAGCCCACAGAUACGGAUAAAAAUAAAAAGAAGAGAGUCUCCAGCUUGUGAUACAGACUUUGCUGAUUUGCAUGUUCAGGAAGGUUGGGAACCAUUUUUAAUGAUCUUAGCAAGUGCUUUUGAAAUAGGCAAAUAUAAAGGAAUUUUUGCUAAACUUUUGUUAUACUGUCAAUUAAAUGGAACCACAGAUGAUGUUGAAAUUAAACUGUUUUAUUAGAAAUGUGGUUCUCCUUAUAAAGAAAAAUUUUGUUGUGCACUAUGCUAAUAAAACAGUCUAUUCCAAUG
This is a messenger RNA of Cryptotermes secundus, 1777 nucleotides long. It is a transcript of the gene EMC5, whose product is annotated as membrane magnesium transporter 1. The coding region runs from base 38 to 394 and encodes 118 amino acids. NCBI's taxonomy places the organism in Eukaryota, Metazoa, Arthropoda, Insecta, Blattodea, Kalotermitidae. Gene Ontology annotation, cellular component: plasma membrane; early endosome; EMC complex. The transcript has 3 exons. The record is from RefSeq and is a predicted model, not a curated record.